UACAUUUCCUCGGCGCGAAGUAUUGUUUCAAGCCAUGCAUCAGUUGUCGCUGAGAAGUUGAUGUGAAUUGGCAAAACAGCGGAAAAGGGUUUCCAUUUUAUUCGAGAAACAUUACAAAAUUGAGUAAAAAAGUGCAGAUUGGAACCGUUUCUACACCAUCCACCGUGCGCCUCCAUCAGUGGGAAGUGAUUUUAUUUUCCGAACGGUGCUACGCUGUCUCGAUCAGUGUGAUAAAGCAUCAGAGAGACACAAGUUCGGUUUCAAAGUUCGGAACAAAUUUCCCGGAAUGUCAACUCGGCUAAAAUAUUGGUUUAAUAUCGGGAGUUUCUUCGAAACGAUGAAACCCAAUAUACGUGUACUGAAGCUGUUCGGUUUGUUCCCAUAUACAAUUUCCCAAGCGAAAGGGCGUUCCAUUCCAUCUAAUUCUCACCACUCUAACAAUCGUUGUAACCACUCCAAGACGUUGAAAUCAGAAGUUAAAUUUAUAGAUAUCGCCAUUUUUACUCUAUGGCAAACGUUUUUCCUCCAAAUGCUUUACGUAUCGUGGCCCAAGAUGUUUCUCAAUAUGCCCGUAUCCCGCAUCAUAACCAUGGUCACUCUCAUUCUAUAUCUGCUUGCUGGCUUUAAUUGUUCCGUGUCAGCCACGUUGGUGCUGCUGUUUCGGAAAAAGUUCCUACAUAUGGUGCAGUUAGUGGAAGAGGCAGAUUCUCUGUUUAGCAAAUAUUUCUAUGAAAUUCAGCACUCCAAACACCAUCUAGUUUGUGUGGCGUUGCUCCUGGGAUCAUUCGCUUGUCAGGGACUACUGAUCCUUAAUGAUUACACUGCUGGAAAAAUGCUCGUCAACACAACUCUCUCUUUACAGAGCAUGCCAAUGCAGGCCAUUACCUCUUACUAUUAUAUUAUCAGAUCCAUACAUAUAUCCUGCGUGGUUGCCUUUAUCAGUGGGUUGUAUGGUUUUCGAGACCGGUUUUUUGCAUUCAACAAGCAGCUACGGAUCUGUUUUGUGGAGAAACACUCAGGAGAACAAGCGGCUUCGUACAGGGUAUUGAUGAAUCAUGUACAAGGAUUUACAGCAAUUUACAGCAAUCUGUGCGAUGCCAUUGGAAUAUUUUGCACCAUUUUCGCGUGGCAGCCAAUGAUGUUCUGUGCGUCACUGAUUGUCACCGUAGUGUUUUCCAUUCUUACCAUUGGGCACAUGCUAACCAACCCGACACCGAUCGUACUAGCCCUUGCUUUGAUUUAUUCAGCAUUAACUAUCUUAUACACUUUGCUCUUCCUGAUGCUUGUCAAACUUGGGAGCGAUCUGAAAAGAGAGGGCAAGCAAACGGCCAUCCUGGUCCAUAAGGCAAUAAAUCAAUCAUCCAAGACGCCGGCUCUAGUGGAACGGCUUGUACUUUUUUCUCAUCAUCUACAACAUCAGAGGCCUGUUGUAUCGUGCGGAUUGUUCUGCUUCGACUGGACUUUAGCUCUUUCAAUCAUCUCUGCCCUUGCCACCUACAGUGUCAUAUUGAUUCAGUUCGAGCUGGGUGUGCCCAAAUUCUUCAUCAGUGCGAUUUUGCAACAAAAUGGCGACAUGACUACCACAAAUCCACAACCUUAACUGGCCUCAAGGUCAUCGAUUAUACGGUAAACUGAAAGACACCUGCUUCAUAACGAACGACACUGCGUAUGACACAUUAUUGAGGACGAAGCACUGGUGUGUCGAUGGCAAAGAACGACGGGAAGGAAAUCAUUUAAUUGAAUCAAAUCAACUACCCUUCCCAAUCGCUCACAAUGUCUGAUGGUCCCAGGAUUCUACAUUCGAUCCUAGCUGAUUACUUCCCCGUCGGCAACAGACAUUGAAACUUUUCAACCGUCCAGCUUGUAUCAGAACAUGACCCAUCAGUCUGCUUUGAACAAGUGCUAACAAACUAGAGAUAGCAAUAAAAAAUUAGAAUACUGCCAGCAUCUCUCUGGUCAACGAAUCGAGCCGGAUCAGUUAAAUAAACCUUCAUCGACUUGUUGGAGAGCUAACAUCGUUAUAGAACAUAAUCUACUAAGUAGUUUAUCAGUUUUGUUAUUUCCAGUGCAGCCAUUUGAUGUUCCCAGUUGUCCAGGCGGGGGGCUUAAAAAGAUUUUUCGCACUUACUCAGCUCGUUUAGUAUGCUAAUGCUACUGGGCUGUCCAUGUUUCCAAUGGUGAUAUUAGAAGAACAAACACGUUAUUGGCGUUCAACAUAGACAUGAUCUGCAAAAGACGUGUCACUAAACCUUUCCGAAUAACUUACCACACUCUCCAGAAAUUACUAAAGUUUUUUACAUCAAAAUAACGUCAGCCAUCGAGCGCUAGCCUCGCCGUACUUUAGGUCAAGCAAAACAAUUCGUUUAACACUUUUGCUUACCGGAUUCCAAAAUUAAUAAAACAGGACAGGUCUAUCAUCCACUGGAGCCGCCUUUAAUUUAUCAAAGCCAUCGGUCAUGCACACUGAAUCAAACACUCACAAGUGUUGGCAAAAAAGUUUGUAAGCCACUAGUGCAUUAACAACAACCACUCAGGCACCUCAGCCGUCUCGGAUCACACUUCGUUUACGUCAGGAGAAACAAGCUUUUGGUAGAAGUCAAACUUUGAACCCGCUUAAACAGCGCACGAGGGACAGAGAAUUUCAAGUUUCAUCGUUCUUCGUUAGGUUUUUUGUUAUUCGUUUUGCUAUUCGUGCACGUCCUACCACCGGCGGCUACGUUGAGGCCAGCAUAUGUAUCUGCCAACGGUGAAGCUGAAAAACAACAGGCAGGGCACAGCAAACAUAUGAUGCUGUGGAAGUUUGAAUAUUAAACAGAAAAACAUCAAAUUAAUUCAAUUUAGCACGUUGGAAGUUUUCAAUUAAAUUCAUUUACCCGCUGGGAUCUGUAGCACUACGAACCGGUGGUGAACUGAAAAUUGGCAAAGCAAGCCGAUCGACAGCAUGAUCAUGCAACAUGUGUUCUCUUGCAGGCAAUCAACUUUCAAACAUUCAAUUGAACAUCUUCAGGGCCUGUCGCUCGUAAGCUGGCAAAGUUUUAGAGGCACAUAAAAUCUGUUUGCCUUGCCUUCAGCGAAGAUAAUAAAACAUCCAUUUUACCCACCGCGAUUUCAAAUUCGCAAGCGCUCCAACUGCAUCUACUGCCUUUAUCAUAUCCGCAUCCGUACCAUACACACACUGAAGAGGAUGUAUUUCAACAGGCAAACAAACCACCUUGCAUGUCCUUCUUGGUGCGGGAUAUUUGUGGGUGCUCGCAAAAUACGUAUACCAGCAACGGAAUUCACUUGAAUUCAAAUCAAACUCAACGCAGCAUCCGCCGAUCUGGCACCGUUUGUCAAUACAAUCGGAAGUGAGGGCGCUUACGCCUCGCUGAUUUGAUUUUUCCUCCAUGAGUGCAAAUUCGUUUACUCGUUUGAUUUGUGUGCGAUUCUGUAUCCUACCGACACACAGCAAACUUUCGCCAAUCAGCCUAGCUGAUAUCGACUGCAUUCUAUUAAGUAUUUCAGAAUCUUCAAAUCACAUUUUGGAGAACAUCAUUUCCUGUGUUUUAAGUACAUACCAUUUUAAUAAUAUACCUAAGCCAGAAAGAACAAAUUUGACGAAACGUUCCUCAUACCCACCUAUGAAAUAGAAACUGAUGCUGCUAGCGUAUGCGAAUUGUGCUAGAAUGAACUUUUAUUUGGCUUUGAAUAAAAUAAAACAAUAAAUAAACAACCGUUGACGUAACGUCACUGAACACAACUGAGCAAAAACUAACUGAUGCGAAAUGUCACGUAACGUAGAAAAUACCAAACCGGUUCUGGGUUUUCUAUUUAACAGCACAUGCAGCAGGCAAACAAUGCAUCGAUCAAAGGCAAAAUCCCACAUGCUUUCAGAGCGCUAGUUUUUAGAAGAUUGCAAAAGAUCCAAUACCAAAAUAUUGAACUGUCUUCACACCAUCAGAAUUAUAAUUACUCUGCAACAAUACUAAUGCCGCACAUAGUUUGAUGUUUUUCUUCUCUUGCAAUGUAGCAGUUUCCUUUCUACUUGUGGUGUGUGGUAGACGAGAAUUCACUGAGCCGUAGAUGCAUCUUUGGAAUCAUCACACCCUGCAACUGUUAGACCCCUACCAGCUUAUCCCUGUACGUACUGUCACCGCACUACCGCACUCUGAAAAGCGUGACUCUUCGAAAGAGCGUACACAAAAGAACCACACGAGACUUUCACAAUAGAAUUUUCAUCUUCCCUGCGGUGCUAAUGGCGCCACCCUUAUUGCAACUAACGACAACAACGACACGACGUCGGUGCGAAGUAUCGUACGUCGACGUCAACUUGAAACGAAUUCUGAACAUGACUCCAAGACAGAAAGACGGGACAUGUGUUGCGUUUCGCAAGCUGCGUGAAAUAUUCCUUCCGGCUGUACAUGCUAUACAGACGGUACGCAAGAUUCAUCACGAUUUGCACUUGCUCGUUCUACCGUUCGAAUUUUGUUUAUCGUUAGGGUUUUGAGAAAUUACAAAAAUAUGUUCGAUUUAUUGUUUUCAAACCAUACGAAACAUAAAACAACAACUGUAUACUCAUGUUUGAAUCCCCGUAUAACAUGCGAGGAUGUGUCUUUUCUAAUUAAAUCCA
Molecule: messenger RNA, 4609 nt
Organism: Anopheles merus
Lineage: Eukaryota; Metazoa; Arthropoda; Insecta; Diptera; Culicidae
Exons: 8
Coding region: 287-1600 (437 amino acids)
Biological process (GO): sensory perception of taste
Cellular component (GO): axon; neuronal cell body; membrane
Source: RefSeq, a predicted model, not a curated record